UUUGCCUGCGGUGGGAGGCGAAGGGGGUGAAGCUGGGAGGCGUAUAGGUACCCAUCGUCUAAUUCUCUCAUCUCUCUCUCUCUCUCUCUCAUCUUUCGAUCGCAAGCGCAAGCCCUAGAAUUCCAGGGCUUGGUCGAUGGUGCUUCCAGGGUUCCAGUUCCGGCCUCCUGGAAGGCUCUGCGGAUCCUAGGGCUUGGAUUUCGAUCGAAGGCGGAGCGGUAGGGCCUCGCCGAUCCACGGAUCUGUCUAGGGCUUUGCACCAUUGCGUAGUUGCAGACUUAAUAUAUUACUUGAGUUAUGGAGUGCGCACGCCUUUGCUCAAGUUGCUACUGGGGCAGAGUCUCUUUAUUCCAAGAAGCUCUUGACCAGCGGUUUCUUUCUUUUGGAGACUUUCUGCUCAUAUCUUUUGUCAGUCAUACUUAGUGGCCAGCUGCUUUUCUAUGUCCAACAAGGGCAGCCUGAUGAAACUUUUUUCUGAAGUUGGUGUUGGAUCUAUGUUGCACUCUUACAAUGUAUUCACAACACAGCUUCUGCUUGGUGUAAAUCUGAGGUCUCAGGUGCAUGAUAUUGAAGAAUUAAUAUCUGGGGGUUAAGUCUUCAAGCCUUAACGACUGUUCUCUCUCUUUCCUCCUUUUUUGGUCCUAGCUAGUAGGCAUAUGCUUUGCUUCAAUUCCAUUCAGAUCUGACUGCAUGUUUGGUGUGUUAUUCUGCAUCAAUUUCUUCAACUAUGUAAUGCAAGUUGACUACUCAUCUUGAGCUUUAAAAACAUGUGUACAAGUUAUAUGGAGAGUGCAGAGCUUCUUUGAAACUCAUUCCUUGAGAUGUUCGGUGCUGUCAAGUGUAAUUUUCUCCGGCCAGGAUGAACUGCAAUAUCUUGGCUGCUACUUUUCUGAAGUGGAAUGAGGUCUCAGAGCUUUAUUGUACAUGUUAGUGGAAGUUAGAGGCUUUGGGCAUGUCCACCAGAAAGAUUUUAUGGUGACAUAUAUUGCAAGCCAAAAUUGAUGGUGGAUUUGUCUUUCAAUUUGUCCAAGUUUUAUAACAAACACAGACGUUUUCCCUGUCAAGCAUAAACUCUCGUGAGAUUCUAUGUUCUUCUCGUAAAUAGGUGUUGGUUAGCUUGAACAAGAAUCAACAGGAGUGUACUUGGCUUCAGCUGACGAAGAGGAUGGAACGGUACAAGUUAAUAAAGAAAGUUGGUGAUGGAACAUUUGGGAGUGUAUGGCGUGCUAUAAAUAAACAGACUGGAGAAGUUGUUGCAAUUAAGAAAAUGAAGAGGAAAUAUUAUUCUUGGGAGGAGUGCAUGAAUCUUCGGGAAGUGAAGUCUCUUCGGCGGAUGAACCAUCCGAGCAUUGUGAAGCUUAAGGAAGUCAUAAGAGAAAAUGACAUUCUAUACUUCGUGUUUGAAUACAUGGAAUGCAAUCUUUACCAGCUUAUGAAAGAUAGGGGCAAGAUUUUUUCAGAGACUGAAAUUCGGAAUUGGUGCUUUCAAAUAUUUCAAGCGCUUGCUUAUAUGCACCAGCAUGGCUAUUUUCACCGUGACCUUAAGCCUGAAAACUUGUUAGUUACAAAGGAUAUCAUAAAAAUAGCUGAUUUUGGCCUUGCUCGGGAAGUUUGUUCACAGCCACCAUAUACAGAAUAUGUCUCUACUCGCUGGUAUCGAGCACCUGAAGUGUUGCUCCAGUCAUCGGUAUAUGAUUCUGCAGUUGAUAUUUGGGCAAUGGGUGCUAUCAUGGCUGAGCUGUUCACACUUCGUCCUCUUUUCCCUGGCUUAAGUGAAGCGGAUGAGAUAUACAGAAUUUGCAAGGUUAUUGGUAGUCCCAACGAAUAUUCUUGGGCUGAAGGAUUACAACUUGCAGGUCUCAUGAAGUUUCAGUUUCCACAGUUUUCCAGCAUCCAUCUUUCUGUGCUUAUUCCAUCAGCUAGCAAGGAAGCAACUGACCUUAUAUCGUUGCUGUGUUCCUGGGAUCCCUGCAGAAGGCCUAAAGCUGAAGAGGCCCUUCAACAUUCUUUCUUCCAGUCCUGCUUCUAUGUCGCACCAUCUCUUCGUCCUAAAGUGGCAGGAAAGCUGAAUACUCCUCCAUCUGCUGGGGCGAGAGGAGCUUCAGAGCAGAAAAGUGCUAGAAGAUAUUCGACAGGAGCUCUAUCCACAACAAAGCCUGCUAAUAACAUCUUAUCAGUGAAGUCAAAUGCUUCUCUGAGGACAGGUGUACAAAGAAAGCUGGAGAUGGAACAUCAGGAGCAUGAGAAAAAUGAAAAAUCCAUGAAGAACAACCUUAAACAAUCUCGAUAUAGACCACCAGCAAGAAACAACCCAGGAGUUUUGGGAAGAAACUCUCACAGGGUAGCUGACAUGGCUGGAAAGACGGCACUUGGGGUAGCGACCUCUACUAGGGUUUCAAAUGUGGCUGAGAAGCUGGAAAAGGUGUCACUGAGCUCUGGUCUGUGGCAUAAUGGGAAGCGACCACCCCCGUGUCGAUGAAGGCUGGGCUUCGCUCACAUGAACUAACCCCCUUCUAGAUGAUAUCCUUGUCGGCCAAAAGGAAGUCCUUGUAGGGGUUGCUGCGCGUGGUGUCUGGUAUUUUCUGAGUGCUGGUUUGGGGUGAUGAACUGCUGUUUCUACAAUUUGGUUUACUGAAUUAACCAUUUCCCAUACUCUUCCAUUUCAUCUUAUGAUGCUUAGCAUUUGAAUCAUGGCGUGGGAUGAUACUAGUG
Molecule: messenger RNA, 2712 nt
Organism: Phoenix dactylifera (date palm)
Lineage: Eukaryota; Viridiplantae; Streptophyta; Magnoliopsida; Arecales; Arecaceae
Product: cyclin-dependent kinase F-4
Biological process (GO): protein phosphorylation
Molecular function (GO): ATP binding; protein kinase activity
Source: RefSeq, a predicted model, not a curated record